Molecule: messenger RNA, 567 nt
Organism: Talaromyces marneffei
Lineage: Eukaryota; Fungi; Ascomycota; Eurotiomycetes; Eurotiales; Trichocomaceae
Exons: 4
Coding region: 1-567 (188 amino acids)
Biological process (GO): intracellular water homeostasis; monoatomic ion transport
Molecular function (GO): mechanosensitive monoatomic ion channel activity
Source: RefSeq, a predicted model, not a curated record
AUGCGAGGCCUAGAAGACGGUCGAGAUGCUAUUUUGACUAUAAGCUCGGAUGCGACAGAUCGCAUCAGACAUGCUUGGGAUGGCUUUAUCGACUUUGCCAUGCGAGACAAUGUUCUCGAAGUCGCUAUUGGUUUGAUGAUCGGUCAAGCGUUCACACAGGUCGUAACAUCAUUUGUUUCCGACGUGAUUCUUCCGGUUAUCUCAUUGCUGCCUUUCAUUCACCGUAAUCUCGACGAGAAAUUCCAGGUCUUGAAAAAAGGGCCGAAUUAUGAUCGUGCCAGAGGUUACAACACGCUGGCACAGGCGCGGGAUGAUGGAGCCCUAGUCAUGGCUUAUGGGGCAUUCUUGAACAACGUGAUAAGUUUCCUCGGCGUCGGCAUGGUCUUAUACGGACUGGCUCACUUUUACGUCCUGAUUUCACAUGACGGGUCAAUGAUCAAGAGGACCGUGAAGUGUAAAUAUUGCAGGAAAUGGAUCAAUCGCAAGGCUAUUCGGUGUACGAAUUGCUCGAGCUGGCAAGAUGGAAGGGAGGAUAUUGGCCUCACACAAUGUGAGGAUACUGAUUAG